Messenger RNA from Phasianus colchicus (ring-necked pheasant), 4786 nucleotides. RefSeq names its product tripartite motif containing 55 (gene TRIM55). Lineage: Eukaryota; Metazoa; Chordata; Aves; Galliformes; Phasianidae. Gene Ontology annotation, molecular function: zinc ion binding. Gene Ontology annotation, cellular component: cytoplasm. The record is from RefSeq and is a predicted model, not a curated record. Gene Ontology annotation, biological process: regulation of microtubule cytoskeleton organization.
GGCAGAUUUCCUAUGACUGACAGAUGAGAACUUCAUGACGCUGGUACAGGAUAAGAGGUCGCAAAAGGAAAUUCUAUGAAUGUAAAACCCAGGGAUGUCAUUCCGGCAUUGAAACUUGAAUCUGGACAUCACUCAACCUUCACCUUCCUCCUUCAAAUUCCUCUUCUAACCCCUCUACUUUGCAGUCAGCCUUCCAGGCUCUCCUGGCUUUCAGUCCACAGCCCACAAGCUGUGAUACACUACAAAAAUAGAGGAGUUGGAAGCAAUGCCUAGAAAAGCAAGCAUAACUCUAGGAGCUAGUUUCUGGUUGUGUCAGCAAGGCCAGACACUCCCAGACAAGCUAUGCUGCAAAAAGAUACGACAGAAAAAAUAUCCUUGCAACCUUCUUAGUGAUGGCUGGCAGACAUCCAGAGUCUUUGUGCAUGAGUGGAGCUAAGACAAAUUCUCUAGUCCCGUUUUGUUCAACUGAGAGAUGGCUUGGCUUGGUGCAGAGGGCUGGUGGGUGCAGAGGCCAGCAGAUAUCCUCCACAGAUGCAUCGGAGGUCACCCUCAGCUAGUUAACAGAAGACGUUAGUGAGUUAUCACAGGUUAGCAUAAUUUUCUCAGAAUUACAUCCCAGGCACACAGUGCACCUUCAGAAGUGCUUUUGUUCACUGACCCAAGUGUCCAUGGGUUUUCCUGCAUUGCUGUACACCACUGUAUGCAACUGUCUCUACACAGCGGCAUAUCUAGACUUCAGCUUUUCUUUGCAGAGUUUUGCUGUUUUUGCCUGUGCUGCAGGCUGGAAGCAUGUGCCUCACCAUGCAGAGAAAGCUUUCCUCACCCAACACAAAGCUCCUUAUUUACGUGGAUUUUGAUGUGCAAGGGGCAGCUGAUGCAGGGACAGGAGGAUCAGCGUGAGGCCUUCAGAUUCCUCCAGACACCAGUCACCUCUGACCUGACCACAGAGAGGAGGGAGGAGAACUAUCCUCUUGCUGCUGCCAAGAAUGACCCUGCCACUCCUGCCAAAAGCCCCAGCUGUCUGCUGCUCAGCUGCUGGAACAGCUUUCCCCUUGCAGCUCCUGAGAUCUUGCCUGCACUGGUGAGCUGGAGCAAAGGUGUGACUUCAGACGAGGGUAACUAAACUUACAAAUUUCUCAUCAAAGCAGGACUUCAGAAAAAGUUAGUUGUUUUUACAGGGCUGCUGACAAAUUUAUAGGCGUAGGUGAAAUUCUGGCUUGGUGGGCUGCAAGUGGGUACAGAAUUUAACCCAAAUGCUUAAAGCAUGCAAGGCACUGAAGAUAAAAGCUAGUCAGUGAUACACUGAUUUUAAUGUGAUCUGUUGUCACUGCAUGCAGAGAAUAUUACUCUUUUUUUUUUUUGUGGAAAUCAAUGAAAACCUUCACUUUUAUGUCUCCCUGAACUGCACGGUGUGCAGACUGGUGUUGCAUACAGAUAGAGGGAAAUGAGGUCUGCCCAGGACACACAGGAGAUUUACUCAGCCACUGUAUAAGGCAUGUCAUAGCUGAGCACUGCUGGGUUAAAAGUUAACAUAAACACAAGAGAUUUCUGCAAGACCCUUAGUGGAUAAGUUAUUGACUAAGAUAACAGACAAUAUACUGAUUGCAUGUACAGUACAGUGGCAAAGUGAUUUUAUACAGUACAUGUGGGGACUCUGGCUUAAAUUGAGGAUGAGAUAUUUAUUACUUGUACAGUUGUGCAAUAAAUUAUUGGCAAGUGGAAGCACAGAUGGCUUUCCCUUAAGAUCAGGCAUCACAUGCCACAGAUUAUCUGGGAAAUUGUCAUUUUAAAAAUAACUCUAGAACAAAUGCCAAGCUGAGAGGGAUACUGGUGUCUAAUAAACAGACACAAACAGCAGUGCCCAAAACCAAAAUGCAUUUGAAUUAAACUAGGCAGAGAGAGUGUGUGUACAAUUAGUACUUAUUCUCUAGCAGUACAAAUUAAAGCUCUUCAUACUGUAAUUCUUCUGUCUCUUUCUCAUUAGAAAAUUCAGAUAGUGUUUUUGGGGCAUAUUUAAGCUACUAGAUUGAACAGUCAAGUUAAAUUCUUGGUUCCUAAAAAAAUGAUACGGGAAGAAAGUUAAGUGCAGUUAUUGGUAGGCAGUGCUUUCACCUGGUUUGUAAGGCAGUGAUAUGCUUACACCCUAAAGGAUCUGAGCCCAAGAGCAGCCAUCUCUCCUGUUGUAUUCUCCAGGAACUUCACGUGCUCCACACCUUGGGAGGGCCAACUGCUGGAGCCUGCUGAAACACAGGAGCAGCACAGCAGAUUGCACACAGCAGCCUCAGCUCUGUGCUCAGAAUGACGACUCUAUAAUGCAGGAGUAGUGGCUGUCAGUCUGGGCAGCAGGCAUGCUUUGGCCCUGUGAAGAUAAGGGCUGCUCAGAUGGUGCACACUUAUCACUCGGCUGCUCCCAGGGGUGAAGGCCGCCAUGUGUGAGUGAGAAGAGCCAGGGCUCUGCCACUGCCCCCCCAGCCCCUGGAGCUGUCACCUGUCCCAGCCUAUCCUCCUCUCACAGCUUAUAUGGGCACGGCAGAAUGGCAUCUCGUGACGCCGUGCUGCUAAAAACAGCCCCGGCUCCCUCCGGCCCCUCGUUCAAACAAUGUCCUCCAGUGAGCGAAGCCCGGAGAGCCUCUGAUCGCACCGGAGCCUUGGAUUUAUUUCAAGGAAAAUUCACCCGGAAACCGAGCAGUGACGCCGUGAUCCUGAGCAUAUGCCCCUGGAAAAGCUAGGGAUGAGCACCUCUCUGGGCUACAAGUCCUUCUCCAAAGAGCAACAGACCAUGGAUAACCUGGAGAAGCAGCUGAUCUGCCCCAUCUGUUUGGAGAUGUUCACCAAGCCGGUGGUCAUCCUGCCCUGCCAGCAUAACCUGUGCAGGAAAUGCGCCAGUGAUAUUUUCCAGGCCUCGAACCCCUACCUGCCCACCAGGGGAGGCACGACCGUGGCUUCGGGAGGCCGGUUUCGCUGUCCUUCCUGCAGACAUGAAGUGGUCCUUGACCGGCACGGCGUGUAUGGGCUGCAGAGGAACCUGCUGGUGGAGAACAUCAUUGAUAUAUACAAGCAGGAGUCCACAAGGCCUGAAAGAAAGUGUGACCUGCCAAUGUGCGAAGAGCAUGAAGAUGAGAGAAUCAAUAUCUAUUGUUUGAACUGUGAAAUACCCACUUGCUCCUUGUGCAAAGUCUUUGGUGCCCACAAAGACUGUCAGGUUGCACCUCUCACAAACGUUUACCAGCAACAGAAGUCCGAGCUGAGUGACGGCAUCGCAGUCCUGGUGGGCAGCAAUGACAGAGUGCAAGGAAUAGUCACACAGCUGGAGGAGACCUGCAAGACAGUUGAGGAAUGCAGCAGACGACAGAAGGAGCAGCUGUGUGAAAAAUUUGAUUAUCUCUAUUCUGUACUGGAAGAAAGAAAAAAUGAGAUGACACAAAUAAUCACUAGAACCCAAGAGGAGAAACUGGAACAUGUCCGCUCCCUGAUGAAGAAGUAUGCAGAUCAUUUGGAAGCUGUGUCUAAGCUGGUUGAGUCGGGAAUCCAGUUCAUGGAAGAACCAGAAAUGGCUGUGUUUUUGCAGAAUGCAAAAACAUUGCUCCAAAAAAUUACUGAAGCAUCUAAAGGAUUUCAGAUGGAAAAAAUAGAAGAUGGGUAUGAAAAUAUGAACCAAUUCACAGUGAAUCUCAGUAGAGAAGAAAAGAUAAUAAGAGAAAUUGAUUUUGAUAGAGAGGAGGAGGCAGAAGAGGAAGAGGAGGAGACAGUAGAAGGGGAAGACCUGGAUGAAGUCCACACAGAGUCAUCAGGAGAGGAGGGGGAGGAAGAAGAGAAGGAGGAAGAGGAAGGAGCUGAGAGAGCAGCACAGCCAUCUCAGCAGGACCCUGAACCGCAGAGUGCAGUGGGUGAGCCCGCAGCCGAACCUGUCCCAGUGCCGCUGCCCGCUACCCCGGCUGGCCAGGAUGAGGUUGUGACACCAAGUGGUUCUCAACAGACUGCAGAGUCUGACAGUCAAGUGCCACCUGCGGCAGAAACCAUCGAUCCCUUAUUUUACCCUAGCUGGUAUAAGGCUCAGCCACGGCCAGCAAGCAGCCCGAGCUCAGCCCCAGAGAGUGGGCUGGGGAAAGUUUCUCCAGAAACAAGUGCAAAGAAGGCAGAAGCCUCUGAAGUGCCAGCAGUGGAGGAGAGCACACCAGGGAGUGGUAAGGAAAGUAAUGCCACUGCGGAGACAUCCAAGGUCAGUGCCACCGAGGUCAGCCCAGAGGGUUGUGAUGUGCCGCAAGGCGGGAGCGGCAGCUGCUAAGGAAAACCUGACCUCAUUUUCUUCUGCAUGUUAAGAAUAAUCGGAGAAAUAUGGAAACGGCCCAAAUGGUCAUUUUGGCCAAUCCCCUGGAUUUACAGAUGAUUGGAAGAUAUGACAGGCUGUUUGUCAGCUGCAGAGCGGCAUGCCAGCAGUUGUUUGUGCUUAGCUGCCAGUGGACCUAAUCGGAGUGGCUUAUGCACAUGCUGCCAGAAGAGCCAUGAUGCUUCUGCCCAUAGAUGCUUGCAUGUGUUAGUAGCUGACAAAUCCCAUGCACAAGAUUAUUCUUGUCACCUGUUGGAAGCCUGCGUACAUCUUGUGUAACACCAGUGGCUAAGCAGCUGUGGCUUGGCUUUGCCUUUUGCAGCUUGGUGGCUGCAGGUGGGGUGUACAGCUUUUCCCUGCAAACACAAAGCCAUGCAAACACUCAGUGCCUUCUUGUGUGCUUGAUUGGCUCUCAAUAGGCUGUAUGAUUUACUGGGUUCAGAUCUGUUGCAGGGGGUU